UACAAAAUCCAAUUGGUUACAUAUACACACAUACAGCAAGCAGCCUAAAAAAACCAAUUGGUUUUUUUUUUCUACACAAAUGAAGCCGCGUGCGAAUGUGACAACAACAAAACUGCCAAACAAACAACAAAUCCUUUAAAAAAAAUAGAGCCCCCGUGCAAAAGGUUCCUAUUACUACAUGAAAAAAUAGCAGCACAGAUCACAAAAGUCAUAAAAAACAAGUGACAAGUGUAUUACUGAAACAUAAUUUUUUUUGGAAAAUGGCAGCCCUAGAAAAGCCCCCAAAAACCAAACUGAAGCUGUCUGAUUAGAAAAUUUAAAAGCUAGAGAUUCCAAUUAGUGUAUGUGUGAUUUUUUUUUAACCAAAAACUAAAACAAAUCGGAGGAACGUGCAAUAUAAAUUAUUAACGAAUAAAGGAGAGUAGGCCUAAGCAAAACCAAAACAAUAACGAAUAGAACUUUAUAGUAAGAAAGCCAAUUGGAAGUUUGCAUCCCAGUUGGAAUUGGGAGAUCGGCAGGACAUUGCCCUUCGCUGGGUUUGUGUGCCUGUGUCUGCGAAGUUUUGAAACACCUUCGGAAACUGGAAACAAAAAUGAGAAUUAAAAUGCCCGCGGUUCGAAUUGCACAAGGUGAGUCUAACGGUAAUGGCAGCACCACUGGUACCACUGGCACCACCAGCACCACUUGCACCACAUUGUGCGUCCGCCAAAUGUUCCCAAGCCACAUGAUCGGUCCAAGAGCCAAAGCAACCAAUUCCGACUCCACAGAGAACGAUGCCGGGGCCACACAGGACAUCCUCACGUGCGGCGCCUGCCAGAAGGCGUUCGCCCUCUCGGACAUUGUCAAGUUCAUCCAGCACAAGGUGCUGCAGUGCAACAAGGAGAACUACGGCCAGUGCGCCACCCAGAAUCCGCAGAUGGACCGCGAUGCGGAGGAGGGUCGUCCGCUCAGCCUCGUCAAUCGCCGCCCCUCGAUCUCCGCCCCCAUUUCCGGUCGCAAGUCCGCCCCAGCCUCGGCGGCAGCGGCGGUCGCCGCGGCAGCGGCAGCAGCAGCAGCGGCGGCGGCAGCAGCGGCAGCGUCGGCCGGCAGCACGGCCAGCGGAUCGAGGAUACACACACCACCACCGAGUCCGGCGGACCUGCUGGCCGACGGAGCCAGCAGUACGCCCAAGCGCUUAGUAGACGAAAACGACAAUACAACGCCCAAGGACAGUGAGACGGGCGCCACCACCCUCGAUUCGAAUGCCGCCCCCUCCAGUCCGGCGGCCAUUGAGCGCCAGUCCUCGGGCGACAGCAGUUGCGAAAUGGAGGAGCAGGAUCGGCAGGAUCGGCAGGAUGGGGUGGAUCGGCAGGCCAAGGUCAAGCAAGAGCCGUUCGAGGAGGAGGGCGCCAAUCACCAGCAGAUGGCGCAGGAGCAUGACGGCGAGCAGGAGGAGGAGGAGGAGGAGGAGGAGCGCUCACUGGCCAAGCGGCCCAAAAUGGAGCUGGUCGAUGCCGAGGCCAACACAGUCCACACAGAGCCCAGCAACUACACUUGCUCCACGUGCAAAACCCGCUACACCUCCGCCUGGCGCCUCAUCCAGCACGUCCAGCAUUCGCACGGCGUGAAGAUCUACGUGGAGAGUCCCGGCGGAGCACUGGGUGGUGCCACAUUAACGGUGGCCACGCCCGCCGCCCUCAACAGCAGUGCUCUGGCCUUGGCCGCCGCCGCAGCAGCCGCCGCUUCAGCCGCUUCCGCAUCCGCAUCCGCUUCCGGUUUGGCCAGUCCGCAGCCAGCGAAUUCGGCCAGCCCAAACUCGAUCGUUAAGCGAAGCAGUCCGGUGGCCAUGCUCUCCACCUCGGUGGGCUCCAGUUGCUCCAGCAACUCGCUGGCGAACACCAGCGGUGGCAGCAUCAGCAACACCAGCAGCAUUGGCUCACCCCAACAGCAGCAGCAGCAGCAGCAACAGCAGCAGCAGCAGCAACAGUUGCAGCUGCAACAACAGCAGCAACAGCAACGUGUGCACCAGCAACAGCGUGAGAAUCUGGCCUCGGCCAUGGCCGCUGGCAUGCGCCAUCAUCCGCUGCUGCCGCCGCCGGAGGCCAUGCACGCCAAUCCCUUCCAGCUGCUGCGCAUGCCCCUGCCGCCGGCGCUGGCCCAGGCCGGCAAUGUAGUUCCUACGGUGGCGCCGCUCUUCGGCCGCCCCUCGCCCGCCGACCACUAUCGCAUGGAGCAGCUGGUCAGCGAGCAGUUCCGCCACCACGGCUUCAGCCUGGCCGCCGCCGCAGCCGCUGCCCAAGCGCAAUUCAAUGCCAACGGUCAGGUGGUGGUCGGGCCAACCGGCGCAUCCGUGGAGCCACGUCCGCCCUCCUCCAGCAGCAGUGGCAGCCAGAGGGGCUCCGUGCCUCCGGCCGCCCUGCCGCCACCAUCUCUAAGCUCCCAGCAGCAGCAGCAACAGCAGCAGCAACAGCAAUCUGUGCAACAGCAACAGACCGCACAGCAGCAACAGAAUUCACAGCAGCAACAGCAGUCACAGCAGCAGCAGCAGCAGCAAUCCCAACAGACCUCCCAGCAGCAGCAGCAGCAGCAGCAGCAUCCAUCCCAGCUGAGCGCCGGUUUGGUGGGCGGAGCUGGUGGCUCGCUGAAACUAGAGCCCCAGCAGAUGGAUUUUUACUCGCAGCGAUUGCGUCAGCUUGCGGGCACAACAAGCCCUGGAGCUGGCAGCACUGUUAACUCGAGCUCGCCGAGUCCACGACAGAAGCAAUCGCCGCAUUUCGCGAGCCCCUCGCCCUCCCAGCAGCAGCAACAGCAACAGCAGCAGCAGCAGCAGCAACAUCAGCAGCAACAGCAGCAACAUCAGCAGCUGCAGCAGCAACAGCGACCCCAUUCCCUGACUCCGCCCGAGAAAAUGGGCGAGGGCAGCUCGGAGAAUGGCAGCCUGGGCCUGAUCCUUGCCAGCACUCCGCGCUCGGCCAGCACGCCGCCCUCGAAGACGGGCGAUGUGUGCCUGCAGGAGCCGAGCAACUGCUACGCCUGCAGCUACUGCGACAAGAAGUUCCGCUUCGAGAACAACCUGAUCAUCCACCAGCGGACGCACACCGGCGAGAAGCCGUACAAGUGCACGGCCUGCGAUUUCGAGUGCUCGCACAUCCAGAAGCUGAUGAAGCAUAUGCGGGUGCAUCGCAGUCCGGCGGAUGAGCAGGACAACCAGGAUAACCAGGACGAUGGCAGCAAUGCCGAUUCGCUGGAAACAAACGAGGCGGACAACGAUGACGAUCCCAAUCCCGAUGAGUCGGAGGAGGAGAUGGGCGAUGGCGAUGGCGACAAUGAUGGCGACCUAGAUGGCGAGGACGAGGACGAGGAUGAGCUGGACGAGUGCGAGGACAUGGACUACAAGGCGGAGGACCUGAGUGUGAGCAACCGCAUCGAUGGCAAGAGCCAGAGUCCCAAGACGACCAGUUCGGGUGCCACUUCGCUGGUGGGCGAACUGAUGGACAAGUUCGGCCUCUCGAACAUUGCCCAGUACAGUGAGGCCUACAAGCAGGCGCUGCAGGAAUCGGGUCGCAAGGAGGCGGCUGCCGCCGCAGCAGCAGCCGCCGCCGCCGCAGCGGAUAACAAUAAUCGCGGCGGAGGCGGAGGUGCUGGAGCCGGUGACAAGUUGAAUGGCCUGCCGGUGGCUGCACUGCGUCUGCGGGAUGAGUUCGCCAAGAACUGCAACAUGUUCCAGCCACAGCCGCAGGAUGGUGGUGCCCCCUCGCAGGUGCCCCUGUUCAAUCCCUUCCCCAAUCCCUUCGAGCUGAGCAAGCGCAUGAAGAUGGACGGCGGCGACUGGUGGGGCAUGUCCCAGGCCCUGCACCGCAACGAGGCGCUCUUCGAGAACCUCAAGCUCAAGCCGCUGGGCCUGGGCGGUGCCAACUCGCUGAUCCAGGGGCCGCUCCUCAAGAAGGAGAGCCGGCAGCGCAACGACACCUGCGAGUUCUGCGGCAAGGUGUUCAAGAACUGCUCCAACCUGACCGUUCACCGGCGCAGCCACACCGGCGAGAAGCCCUACAAGUGCGAGCUCUGCUCCUAUGCCUGCGCCCAGAGCUCCAAGCUGACGCGGCACAUGAAGACGCACGGCCGGACGGGCAAGGAUGUGUACCGUUGCCGCUUCUGCGACAUGCCCUUCAGCGUGCCCUCGACACUGGAGAAGCACAUGCGCAAGUGUGUGGUCAACCAGGGCAAGGCGGCAGCGGCCGCCAAUGCUGUGGCCGCUGCCCAGGCGGCCCAGGCCGCAGCUCAGCACAUUCAGGCGGCCGCCCAACAGGCCCAGGCGGUCCAGGCUCAGGCGGUCCAGGCCCAGGCGGCGCAGGCCCAGCAGCAGCAGCAGCAGCAACUGUCGCCCAUGGGCGUGGUCGGCUAUCCGCCGCAGUUUGUGGGCGGACACAAUCUCUCACUGCCGGGCAGCGUGAGCGGCGACAAUGACUCCAAUGCCUCAUCCAGUCUGACCGGCGUCCAUCCCAUUUCUCUCAAAGAGGAGGCAUGACUUUUCAGUGGCUUUCCCGUGCCGCUGGCGCCACCACCGCCACUGCAGCAGCAGCAGCAGCAGCAGCAACAGCAGACCAGUCGCAGUCGCAUCAUGUCGCGCAUCUUCUAAAGAUACCAGCCCAAGUCCCCUGUAAAUAUGACUUUUUUGAAAAAAGCCACACCCCAUCCCCCAACCCGCCCCCCCCAUUCAGCUCCUUCCAGGCGACGAAAAAAAACGACCAGAGGCAUUUAAUACCAAAGCAAUAACCGUUAUGUAAUAUAAUUUUAAAGAUUCGAACCUUUUUUUUGUUUAUAUAAAACUGAAAACUGACACACACACACAACAAACACA
This is a messenger RNA of Drosophila elegans, 4837 nucleotides long. RefSeq names its product AF4/FMR2 family member lilli (gene Cph). The transcript is spliced from 5 exons. Gene Ontology annotation, cellular component: nucleus. Lineage: Eukaryota; Metazoa; Arthropoda; Insecta; Diptera; Drosophilidae. The record is from RefSeq and is a predicted model, not a curated record. Bases 593 to 4504 code for a protein of 1303 amino acids. Gene Ontology annotation, molecular function: DNA-binding transcription factor activity; RNA polymerase II cis-regulatory region sequence-specific DNA binding. Gene Ontology annotation, biological process: regulation of transcription by RNA polymerase II.